GGUCAGCUAAAGGGUAAAGAUAUUGACUAUGAAAGAAAAAGUGAUCUGUAUAAAGACAUAGUCACAUUUUUAAGGAGAGAUCACCUAGAUUUGUAGAAAAUAUGGCUAAACAGGAAUAUAGUAUGUCUAAAGAAACAGCACCCAAGAAGAAUUAUCAGCAUGCGGAAGGUGCUGCUAUUUCUGGCCAAUCACAGAGCCUUCAUAAUCUUACAGAAAAGACUGAAUGUGAGAAAGGGAAAGGUUCUUCAGCAGGACCCACUGACCAUAGGUUAAAACCACAUAUGAAGUGGAAAAGCAGUGGGCUUUCUGCUUCCCAAAGUAGUGACAAGGUUCCAAAAAAAUACUCUGAAGGAGAAGGGAAGAGUGGAACUGGAUCUCUGACUACAAAAAAGAAAGCCAGUGGCAAAUCUAAAUCGGUUAAAAUUCAAGAAACUUCAAAAUGUAAAGCAUCAAUCAGCCUUGAAGACAGUGAAAGUUCCUCAGAGACUGAUGAGGAUGAACAGCCUGUACGUCGUCAGGAAGGAAGCACCGAUUUGUCAGCAGAAUACUGGGGAAUUCAAAAACUUGCAAAAUAUGUAAAAGGAGGUGAUCCAACAGCCACUCUAAUUGCACUGUGUUCAAUGAGGGAUUUCAAUCUGUCUGAAGAAACCUGUCAGCUGGCCAUCAAAGACACUGGAUGUCUUGAAGUGUUAAUAAAUUUACUUGAUACAGAAGAAAUUAAAUGUCAGACUGGUUCAUUAAAAAUCCUGAAGGAAAUUAGUCAAAAUAUAUUGAUCAGACAUGCAAUUGCAGAUCUUGGAGGAUUAGAGAUCAUGGUGAAAAUACUGGACUCUCCAGAUACUGAUCUAAAAUGUUUAGCAGCUGAAACAAUUGCCAAUGUUGCUAGAUUUAAACGAGCACGAAAGACAGUAAGGAAACAUGGAGGAAUCAAGAGAUUGGUUGAGCUGUUGGAAUCUAUUUCAGUGGGAUCAUCAUACCAAGCCAAAGACACUGAAACAGUACGCUGUGCAGCUUUGGCACUCUGGAGCUGCAGCAAAAGCACCAAAAACAAGAAAGCAAUCCGUAAAGCUGGUGGCAUUCCAUUACUAGCUAGAUGGCUCAAAUGCUCACACGCAAACAUCUUAAUCCCAAUAGUGGGGACACUACAGGAAUGUGCCUCAGAGCCAAGUUACAGACUUGCAAUAAGAACAGAAGGCAUGAUUGAGAACCUAGUGAAAAAUCUGAGUAGUGAACAUGAGGAGCUCCAGAUGCAUUGUGCAAGUGCCAUAUUUAAGUGUGCAGAAGAUGAAGAAAUACGUGACCUGGUUAGAAAACAUGAAGGUCUACAACCACUAUCUGCUCUGCUUGAUAAAAGUGAAAACAAACAACUUUUGGCAGCUGUGACAGGAGCAAUCUGGAAAUGUGCAAUCAGUAGAGAAAAUGUGUUAAAAUUUGAGGAAUAUAAAACCGUAGAAACUUUGGUAACAUUGCUGACUGAUCAGCCUGAAGAGGUCCUUAUAAAUGUCAUUGGAGCACUGGGAGAAUGUUGCCAAGAGGAAGAAAAUCGAGGCACCAUCCGCAGAUCUGGUGGAAUUGCACCUAUGGUGAACUUACUGACUGCAACUAAUCCGGCCCUGCUUGUGAAUGUCAACAAAGCAGUGGGAGGUUGUGCAAUGGAACCUGAAAAUAUGGCGAUAAUUGACAGUCUAGAUGGAGUCCGCUUGCUAUGGUCAUUGUUGAAAAAUCCUAACCCAGAUGUUCAAGCAAGUGCAGCUUGGGCUCUUUGUCCUUGUGUUGAAAAUGCUAAGAAUUCUGGGGAGAUGGUUCGAUCUUUUGUUGGCGGCUUGGAACUGAUAGUCAAUUUGCUAAAAUCAAAGGAUAAAGAAGUUUUAACAAGUGUAUGUGCAGCCAUUGCAAAUAUAGCUCAAGAUCAAGAAAACUUAGCUGUUAUGACAGAUCAUGGAGUUGUCCCUCUGUUGUCCAAGCUAGCAAACACAAACAAUAACAAGUUAAGACGUCACUUAGCAGAGGCCAUUGCCCACUGUUGCAUGUGGGGCAGCAACAGAGUUGCCUUUGGAGAGGCCAAGGCUGUGGCUCCUUUAGCACGUUCCUUGAAGUCAAAGGAUCCAUUAGUUCAUAGAGCUACAGCUCAGGCUUUAUAUCAGCUUUCAGAGGAUCCCAACAACUGUGUCAUCAUGCAUGAAAACGGAGUGGUGAAGCCUCCUCCCUGCUUCCCAUCAGCAAAUGGAGAAAUUACAGUCGGGUCGGUGAAUCCCGACGCCAAGCUGCCCCUCUUCCAGGAACCCUUUCACCAAUGCCUGUGGCUGUGUGACGUCACCGAUAGCGGCCGUGACGUCACGCAGCCGUGGCGGCGGGGUGACGGGAUGGCGGUGAGCCCCACAAGGACCCCACGGCGGCUGAGCCCCGGGGUCGGUCCGCAGAGCGCCGCAUGUUGCCCCCUCCGUCCCCACCGCCGCAGCGCCGAGCCAGCGGAGAUCCGCGCACCCUCCGCGCUGGCUCUGCAGCCCAGGGAAACGGGAGGGAAAGGCCAGGCUGAUGGAGCGGGCGGGGGAUACGAGUGGUAG
Molecule: messenger RNA, 2564 nt
Organism: Camarhynchus parvulus
Lineage: Eukaryota; Metazoa; Chordata; Aves; Passeriformes; Thraupidae
Gene: ODAD2
Product: armadillo repeat containing 4
Exons: 14
Coding region: 102-2564 (820 amino acids)
Molecular function (GO): protein binding
Source: RefSeq, a predicted model, not a curated record